Messenger RNA from Helobdella robusta, 381 nucleotides. RefSeq lists its product as hypothetical. NCBI's taxonomy places the organism in Eukaryota, Metazoa, Annelida, Clitellata, Rhynchobdellida, Glossiphoniidae. The coding region runs from base 1 to 381 and encodes 126 amino acids. The transcript has 3 exons. The record is from RefSeq and is a predicted model, not a curated record.
AUGUCUUCCAUAAACACGAAUAAUUUAAAGAUCGAAAAUGUUCAAAAUUUGGAAGACGAAUUGUUAGACGAUUCAUUAUUCGAAACAAAUGUGAACUAUUUUGAAAACAGAAGAAACAUGGAUAUUUACAGAGGCAAACGAUUCAAGAAAGCAAAGAGAAUGCUGGAACAAAGGGAGGAAAGAAAAAAAUUGGUUGCUGAGGCAAUAGAAAAACAGAAAUAUGAUCAGGGGGAAUAUAUUUACAAGAUAAAUAAUAGUGGAAAGGAUAGGUUUUCUAUGGAUAGUUUGUAUGGGGUUGAUAAAGAGGGAAAUAAGAUUGUUGUAACAAAUGAAUGUGAAAAAGCAAAUGUUUUGGCUGAUUUUUUUACCACUGUUUACUAG